Messenger RNA from Aspergillus tanneri, 981 nucleotides. RefSeq lists its product as uncharacterized. Gene Ontology annotation, molecular function: oxidoreductase activity. NCBI's taxonomy places the organism in Eukaryota, Fungi, Ascomycota, Eurotiomycetes, Eurotiales, Aspergillaceae. The transcript is spliced from 2 exons. Bases 1 to 981 code for a protein of 326 amino acids. The record is from RefSeq and is a predicted model, not a curated record.
AUGUCAGAGUACACCCCAGUCGACGUCCUUAUCAUCGGCGCUGGCCCUGCAGGACUAUCCGCCGCCUUAUCCCUCGCUGGACGACUACACACAGCUAUUGUGUUCGAUAAUUGCACUUACCGCAACGCCAAUGCGUUGCACAUGCACCUGCUUCCUACCUGGGACCGCAGGAGUCCAACGCGAUUUCGAUCCCAGGCAAAGACAGAGAUCGUCACUAAUUAUUCAACAGUCCGUAUUGUAGAAGUCGAGGUGAAAAAAGCAGAGAAAAUCAACGACUCCCUCUUCCAGCUGACGGAUGGAAAGACUAUCUGGCAAGGAAAGAAAUUGAUUCUCGCCACAGGCUUGGAGGACGUGUUUCCUCAUGUACGAGGAUAUGCAUAUGUAUGGAGGAAGGGAAUUUUCCAUUGUCGCUGCCAACGCUAUGGAGACCGCAACACCAGCUCUGCUGGGGUUCUAGCCAUCACUCCACAGGCCAAUGUGCGCAUGGCUAUUCACCAAGCUGAGACCGCAGCCGAAUUCUGCUCAACUGUAACGAUCUACACGAAUGGCGCAGGAGCCCUAGCCACUGAACUCUCUACAAAGCUACCCCAUCGCCCAGAUUCCAGUUUCAAAGUCGAUAACCGGCUGAUCGCCAAUCUCUCUCUGGACUACGGGGCCUGGCCACAAUCAUCUCAGGUCCGCCUAGUGGGUGGGACAACAUUUAACCACACUUUCCUUAUGCACAGUCCCACUACUCGAAUCAAGGGACCCUUCGUAGCACAAUUGGGCAUCGCUCUCGCCACGGAAACCAUCACAGGGUCUGUUGAUAUUGCAGUUUCCCAACCGUUCCUGCAGACCAAUGUAAGGGGCGUGUUUGCUGCGGGGGAUUGUAUGAUGCCGCUCAAGUCGGUGGUGGGGGCCAUGUCUAGUGGGGCUAGUGCUGCUUACGGUGCCUCUACUCAAUUGAGGGCAGAAAAUAAUGGACGCACACCUCCAUUUUAG